Gaeumannomyces tritici R3-111a-1 is the source of this 1103-nucleotide messenger RNA. RefSeq lists its product as hypothetical. Lineage: Eukaryota; Fungi; Ascomycota; Sordariomycetes; Magnaporthales; Magnaporthaceae. The transcript has a single exon. The record is from RefSeq and is a predicted model, not a curated record. Bases 247 to 837 code for a protein of 196 amino acids.
GGCGUCGAUGGCGUCGAUGGCGUCGAUGGCGUCCCAGGCCGCUCGGUCUCUUAGAUAUAAAAGACUGCCAACCCAGCCAUCCUAUCCUCCAUAUUCCCUUCUCUCUCAUCAUCCAACGAUCGCAUUCGCAUCUUUUCCUUUUGUCUCUUGCAUUUCUUGCAUCUCAUUUUUGUUAUUUCCUUGAGCCUAUUUUUUGGUUUGUCAUUUUUCCAACCUUUCAUCUUUUCGAACAACCCAACCGCCACCAUGCACUUCACCAAGACCCUCGUCACCUCCAUGGCCGUCGCCGUGCCCAUGGUCGCCGGCGCGCCCGUCCCCGGCGAGCCUGCCAGCGCCAUCGAGGCCCGCUUCGUCGGCGACAACAACAACGUCCCCUCCCUGUACGCCCGGGACACGAACGUCGAGGCCAACGUCGAGGCCCGCGGCCUGGUCGGUGAUCUGAAGAGCACCGGCAAAGAUCUGGGCAGGAUCGCCCUCAAGGGCGGCAAAAAGCUGGCUGCCAAGAUCCCCCGUGAUCUCGAUGAGGAGGCCGACGAGUCCGCCGACCUCGAGGCCCGUGGUCUGCUCAAUGAUUUGAAGAGCACCGGCAAGGAUCUGGGCAGGAUCGCCCUCAAAGGCGGUAGGAAGCUGGCUGCCAAGAUCCCCCGUGAUCUCGACGAGGAGGCCGACGAGUCCGCCGACCUCGAGGUCCGUGGUCUGGUCGGUGAUUUGAAGAGCACCGGCAAAGAUCUGGGCAGGAUCGCCCUCAAAGGCGGUAGGAAGCUGGCUGCCAAGAUCCCCCGCGACCUGGACGAGGCUGCCGAGGAGUACGCUGAGGAGGAGGCCCAGCUCGAGUAAACGCGUCAGCUUGACAAGUUUUUCACAGAACAUCGAUUUCUCGGUCCUGCUUUGGACCUUUGUCUUGGUGUUGGUGGCACAUGGUUGAUUUUUGUUCUUUCUGAUGCCUGCUCGUUGCAUAGCUAUGGUCUAGACCGGAGUAUCGUUUAUUCUGGUAUGUGAUCCCUCAUUAGGAGGUUCAUGUAAAUGUCAAUCACCAAUGCUUUGUUUCGAACUGUUCUCCCUCCCAUCUGCGACGCCCACUCUCCGGGUGUAUUCCCAUGAAC